Messenger RNA from Tachysurus fulvidraco (yellow catfish), 2560 nucleotides. It is a transcript of the gene il21r.1, whose product is annotated as interleukin 21 receptor, tandem duplicate 1. The record is from RefSeq and is a predicted model, not a curated record. Gene Ontology annotation, biological process: cytokine-mediated signaling pathway; immunoglobulin mediated immune response. Gene Ontology annotation, molecular function: protein binding; cytokine receptor activity. Gene Ontology annotation, cellular component: external side of plasma membrane. The coding region runs from base 317 to 1879 and encodes 520 amino acids. Lineage: Eukaryota; Metazoa; Chordata; Actinopteri; Siluriformes; Bagridae. The transcript has 9 exons.
GCAGAAGACCACAAAACCACAUCCUUCACGUCAUGCUGUUGAAUGGACCUGUCGGUGAAUAGGACAGCAUUGAGUCGGGAUAUGCAGUAGGAAGUGGUAAUAAAAAAUAAACCUAAUGUUUGUUAAAACAAAAACUUUAUAGCAGAUAAAUGAUCAGAGUCUCACUGGAAGAUUUGGAUAUGUUUGGUAUAAAAUAUUGGCUCGGAGGAUUAAAGCGCAUCAGAUAUAGUUUUUGCGAUGUGUAACGGUCAUCUGAGCUGAGCUGAGCACCGAGUGUGUGUGUGUGAGUGUGUGUGUGUGUGUGUGUGUACUCUGUAUGAUGGCUCUGUUCUCCACGGCCGUUUUCCUGCUCGUGUUCUGCGGAUUUAUUCAUCACACAGAUGGAGCAUGUGAUGUGAGCUGUACCACGGACUACAUCUCAGCACUGAAUUGUUCCUGUUCGUGCUCUGAUAAAACACUGCCCUGUGAGGUUCAGGCUAACUGCAGUGAUGAGGUGGGCUCUACAGAUGGGAGAUGUGUCAUCAGACCACCGCAGCAGUGGUGUACCAUACAGCCAGAUGACUUUUUCAUGAUCACAAACCCUGACACAACAUGCACACUCAAAGUAAAACAAGUCAACCUGCAAAGCAGCAAAGAAGAAUACACUUCAUCAAGAGUUAUGCUCUUGGACCAGAUGAUUAAGCCGCAGCAGCCUGUCAAUCUAACUCUCACUAACAAUAAUAAAGAAUACAACCUCUCCUGGGAUAUGGUUUAUAAAGAGGAGAAUGUCGAACUGUUCGGGUAUUUGAUGUACCGGGUGCGGUUAAGGCCAAAAGACACCACGGAGGAGGGGCAGCUCACAGUGUACAACGUUAAAGAAGACCGCAGGUAUCAUGAGAUCCAGUGUGAGCUGCUGUCUCCAGGGAUAGUGUAUGUGUUUGACGUUCAGGCCUCAGUGAACCCCCAGCAGAAGAACCUCGUCGGUGAAACUGCAUGGAGCGAGUGGAGUGAGAGUGUCGUGUUCACCUGCCCCGGCCCAGUCCCCGACUUUACAUGGACAUCCAUUCCUUUACUGUUCGUCCUGACGGUGCCUUUGCUUCUUCUCUUUGUCCUGGGAUUUUCUGUGAUGAACAAGGGCCUGCUUAAGAAGUCGUGUCUGUAUCAGUAUAUCCCGGACCCCCACAAUUUCUUCAAACCACUUUAUCACACAUACCAAGGGGACUUCAAGAAAUGGGUUGGACCGGUGUUUACCUUCAGCAGUUUUGACGUGUUGGAGAAAAGCGCUCCGCUGCAGGUGCUGAGUGAGAAACAGCUUGCUGCCAUGCCGCUUCAGAGGCCUCUUCUCCACGAUCAAGGAAGUGGAGGCAGUAGUUCAGGAGACUGGAGUCUUCUCAGCUUGAUGAACCCAGACUUGUCCAAGCGUUACUUCCUUGGAGGCAGCAGCCUUGGCCUACCGCACUCCGGAGGCCACAUCUCCAUGGAUACCGUGACCGUCUCCGGACAGGAGGGUUCCAUGUCGGAUUUUCACGAUUGUAAUCUGCGUGCAGCUCAGGUUCCCGACGAGGCCGAGGACCCGGAAGAAGGCAGGCGGGAGGGUUCAGAAGGACAGGGAUUCGAAGAUUGGCAGCUGCAGGACAACGACACAGAGAACGGAGAAAAGCUCUCCCUGGAUUCGUUUAGUUCCACCGAACACUCUGAUGACGGUUAUCCUCAAAUUGUCCUCGACUUGGACACCAUUGACAGUGGAUUCUUGGAAUCAGACUGCUCGAGCCCUGUAAGCUCCGAAUGCGAAAGAAUGGAUGCUGCUUUACUGGGUGACACUGUGGGGACCCAUUCGAACUAUGUCAAGCAGUGGGUGGCAUUUAUACCAGCCUCAGGAGAAAAUAGCAACUCUAUGUAGGAAAUUUCUUUUUCUGUGAACACUGACAGGGUAACGUGUAAAGGGUUUUUAGUAUUGCCUAAAACAAAAACAUCAUGCUUGCACAUUUAUCAGCCGUUUUUAUAAGACUGCAGGCAAAACGGCUGUUAAAUAAGAGAUAAAAGAUAAAAGACUACAACCCGAGGCAUUCAGCAAUAAAAGACUCAUGGCAUGGGUAUCUGCCUGAUUGUAAAUCUUCCACAAAUAAAGCAACAAAAAAAAAAAAAUGCUGAUGCUUCCACUUUGUGCAGAUUUUAUUUUGGCAUUGAUCAAACGAAGAGGAAACUGAGAUAACACGACAUGGGCAUUCUUGUCAUGCGGACUUCAUCUGAUAUACAACGAUAUGCAAAAAUAUCAGAUCAUGCAUGUGUUGAUGCAAGCUGUUCUUGCUGAUUUCAGCUACUGACUGUUUUCCAAAACUUAAGCAAAGUAUAAAUCACAUCCAGGUCCAUUUUGGUUGUCGACUUGAAAUAUAGUGAGUAACAAUGAUUUUUUUUUUUUGCAGUAAUAUCACAGUGUCCCGAAGCUUAAGAGUGUCAAAGUUCAUAACGUGCACUGUUCACACACAUUUACUCCAUUUUUUUUUCUUUUGCAAACUCAAGUAGUAGCAUUUUUCUUUCCAUAAUCAAACUGACAAGAAACAAAUAAAGGUUUCAUCUAUCA